This is a messenger RNA of Dioszegia hungarica, 1998 nucleotides long. RefSeq names its product calcium ion transporter. Gene Ontology annotation, biological process: intracellular calcium ion homeostasis; calcium ion transmembrane transport. Gene Ontology annotation, molecular function: calcium:proton antiporter activity. The transcript has 7 exons. The record is from RefSeq and is a predicted model, not a curated record. Lineage: Eukaryota; Fungi; Basidiomycota; Tremellomycetes; Tremellales; Bulleribasidiaceae. Bases 1 to 1998 code for a protein of 665 amino acids. Gene Ontology annotation, cellular component: fungal-type vacuole membrane.
AUGGUCAAUCCCGUACUCGUCGAGCAGGAACCCGAGCCCGAUAUAGAGGCCGCUAUACGAAGGCGUUCGAGCAAUACCCCAAUCCCCACAAGCGAUAGCCUACAGCAAUCAUCGCCCAGCCAAGCCUACGCCGUAGAGGCUCAAUCGCCUCUGCCUACGGUCACAGGCAAGGACUAUCAUCGUCCUUCCCUCCUCAUCCGCUCCACGUCCGAUCGGACCGGUGCAGCGCACAAUGAGAGACACCACGGGAGCUCUAGCUCGGGUGGCGGUAAUCGACCGCCACCUUCGCCCGAGUCGGUCCUCGGCCUGCCGGUCGGGAGUGCCGCAGCUCAGCACGAGCACAAGGAUGGGACGAUCGCGGGGAUGGAGUUGAAUCGCGCGGAAACCAACGAAACUAUGCCUUCUGGCCAUCAGGGCCACGAUGGGGACGAUGACGAAGCGGUGCCAGAAGUCACCUGGAAGGCCUCGUUCAUCAACACUCUCAAAUGCGCACCCCUCGUCUGCGCCCUGCCUGUCGCCAUCCCAGUCGCGUGGGGUCUGCACCUCGCCAAAGCCAAUGACGUCGCUGUGUUCGUCACAUGCCUUAUUGCUGUCAUCCCGCUCGCAGCUGGUAUCUCCUUUGCCACCGAAGAGCUCUCGCUCCGCGUUGGAGAGGCAUGGGGAGGUCUCCUCAAUGCCACCUUCGGAAACGCCGUCGAGCUGCUCAUCGCCAUCAUCGCCCUCGUCGAUGGGCAGAUUGAUAUCGUCCAAGCCAGUAUGAUCGGGUCCAUCCUCAGUAACCUGCUCUUGGUUCUGGGUUGUUCCUACUUCGCUGGUGGUCUUCGGUUUCACGAGCAGAUGUAUGCCAUCCCCAACGCUCAAAUGCAGAUCGGUCUGCUGGGUAUCACUCUCAUGGCCAUCACCCUUCCGGCUGCUUACCACUAUGCCUGGCCCAACACCGUUGGCGUCGACAGCAUCCCGAAUGGCGCGUCGCCCACUGGCGUCGAGCUGCAGAACCUCCUUAUCAUUUCGCGGGGUCUCAGCUUCAUCCUUCUUGCGUGUUACGCCAUGUUCCUCACCUUCCAGCUAUACACUCACGCGUACCUCUUCAAGGUCCCCCGGAAUCGUCCUCUCCACCCGCUGCCUGGUCCGGUACCCGACAAUAAUCGUGUCUUCCCCAAGCCCCACUGGGUGUCCACCCUUGGCAGUAGCUCCGACACCUCCUCUACCACCUCGUCGCGUGAUACCUCGGGUCACCCAUUCCGUCGGUUCCGCCGCUUCUCCGGGCGAGAGCGAUCGGAAGCUCCGGACAACGAUACGGAUCUCGAGCGGGGCCUGAGCGCGGGUGUCAUGACCAUCGACCCUCCCGUCCUGCCUACCGCUCUGACCACCGGGUCCGAGGAGAAACCACCGCUGAAGACCCGCUUCAAGUUACCCAAGGUACCCGCUGUCCGCGUCCCCCGCGAGCCCGGCGCUCCGGCCCCGCUCACCACCGCGGCGGUCCAGCGUCUCCAGGAGGAAGAUGUCGACCCCCACCGCCAGCUCCCCACCAUCAAAUUCUGGUACGCCGUCGGUCUGCUCGUCGCCAUGACUGCCCUUGCGGGUGUCACGGCCGAGUUCCUCGUCAGCUCCAUAGACGGUAUGACGGCCGCGUCCAAUGUCUCGCGCGAGUUUAUCGGUCUGAUCCUCCUUCCCGUCAUCGGUAACUCGGUCGAGCACAUUACGGCGGUCACGGUGUCGGUCAAAGACAAGCUCAACUUGAGUAUGAGCAUCGCGGUCGGCUCCAGUAUCCAGGUGUCGCUGGGUAUCUUGCCCAUCCUGGUUCUGAUUGGUUGGGCGAUCGGGCAGCCGUUGACCCUCUUCUUUGACGCUUUCGAGACUAUCGUCUUGGUCAUCGCUGUCCUACUCGUCAAUUUCGCUAUCUCGGACGGGCGCACCAAUUACCUCGAAGGCUUCGCCAUGAUGAUGGCGUAUGUCUCGAUCGCGCUCGUCACUUGGUUCUACAACCCCAUCCGGUAA